CACCAUUAACGGUGAAUGCCGACCGCCGUUAAAUUCACCGAAGAAGAACAGAAGCCUGAGAGGACAACAACUUGUUUAUGGAAGGAGAGACGACGGCAUGCUAGCCAAGUUUUGAAAACCUACAUCGAGGGAACGUGUAUUAUUAUUUGUGAAAACCCCUCGCUUCCGAGUCAAACAGUCGAGAUGGUGUCUUAUAAGAGACUGAGUCCAGAGGAUGUCCAGUUCUCCAACGCUGCUUCUUCAGAGGAGGCUCCUGUACAGGAGAUGGAGGAGGGGAAGGACCCAGAGGAGACAGAGCGCCCCCUGCUGCCUCGGAGGCCCUCCUGUUCUGCCACCACGGCCCUCAUCUCCCUGGGCUCCCUGCUGCUCCUGGUCUGUGGCCUCUGGCUUCUGGUGACCAUCUUCUGGCUCCAAGCCCCCUCCAACAGCGUCCCCCACAGGGCUCCGCCGCCCAGGGGCUCCCCAGGGACGGGUGGGGGAGACAGGGGUAGAGCCCUACCAGAGCCCCAGGCUUGUGGAGUGGUCCCAGAGGCCUGGAGGUUUGACUGCUACCCAGAGAGAGGGGUGGUGGUGACCAGGGAGUUGUGUGAGGCGAGGAACUGUUGCUUCAUCCCUGCCUCCUCCUCCUCCGCCCCGGGGAGGAAUGGUGUUCCCUGGUGUUUCUACCCUCCUGGGUUCCCCUCCUACUCCCUGGUGUCUGUUAAGGCCACAGAGUUGGGUCAGACAGGAACACUGGUGAAGACGGUGAAGACCUACUACCCUAAAGACAUUCUGACCUUACAUCUGGAGCUCCUCUAUGAGACAGACCACAGGCUCCGAGUCAGGAUCACCGACCCGUCUGAGUCGCGGUUCGAGGUGCCAAUCGCCGUGCCCAAGGCCACAGAGAAGGCCUCUAGUCCCGCCUACUCUGUGGAGCUGUCCAAUGAGCCGUUUGGCAUCAUCGUCAAGAGAACGUCCACAGGAGCUGUGCUCCUCAACACCACGGUAGCACCUCUGUUCUACUGUGACCAGUUCCUCCAGCUGUCCAGCAGUCUGUCCAGUCAGUACAUCUAUGGGCUGGGAGAACACCGCUCCUCCUUCCUACACGACAUCCACUGGAACACUCUCACCAUGUGGGCUAGAGACGUACCACCCACGGAGCUGACUAACCUGUACGGGGCUCAUCCCUUCUACCUGGCCAUGGAGGAGGGAGGGACGGGGACAGCACAUGGAUUCUUCCUGCUCAACAGCAACGCUAUGGAUGUGGCCCUCCAGCCGGGCCCUGCCAUCACCUGGCGUACCAUUGGUGGGAUCCUGGACUUCUACGUCUUUCUGGGUCCCGAUCCGGCCUCUGUGAUUGGACAGUAUUUGGAGGUCGUAGGUUACCCCACCAUGCCAGUCUACUGGGCGUUGGGGUACCAUCUCUGUCGCUGGGGUUACGGAAGUAGCAAUGCCACCUGGGACGUCGUCAAGAACAUGAGGAAUUAUGGAAUACCUCAGGAUGUGCAGUGGAAUGAUAUAGACUACAUGGACCGUUCUCUAGACUUCACCUUUGACCCCGCGGUCUUCUCGACCCUGCCUGACAUGGUGAAAGACCUGCACAUCCAUGGACAGCGCUAUGUCAUGAUGCUGGACCCAGGUAUCAGCAGUGUCCAGCCAGAAGGAGGGUACUGGCCAUAUGACGAAGGUCUGAGGAGAGGAGUCUUCAUCAACCACACAGAUGGAAGCACACUCAUCGGGAAGGUGUGGCCAGGUCUGACAGCGUUUCCUGAUUUCUCUGAUGAUGUGACCCAUGAGUGGUGGUACGACAAUCUCAAGAGGUUCCACGACAAAGUUCCCUUCGAUGGACUCUGGAUCGACAUGAACGAGCCAUCUAGCUUCGUGGACGGGUCGACCGUUGGUUGUCCUGACACCGAGCUGGAAAACCCUCCUUACACUCCUGGUAUAUUAGGAGGGUUGUUGAGGGCUAAGACUCUGUGUGCCUCUGCUGUCCAGAAGACCUCGUCUCACUACAACAUGCACAGCCUGUAUGGACUUCUAGAAGCUAAGGCCUCGGCAUGUGCCCUGAAGCGUAUGUUAGGGAAGAGAGCGUUUGUGAUCUCUCGCUCCACCUUCCCCAGUCAAGGCCAAUACUCUGGACACUGGCUAGGAGACAACAGGAGUCACUGGAAAGACAUGUACACCUCGAUAGCAGGUAUGUUAACCUUUAACCUCCUGGGUGUUCCCCUGGUGGGGGCUGAUGUCUGUGGCUUCAGUGACCAGACUGAGGAGGAGCUGUGUGUACGCUGGACUCAGCUAGGAGCCUUCUACCCUUUCACACGCAACCACAACGCUAUCGACCAGAAGCCUCAGGACCCUCCAGCGUUCAGCCCUCUAGCCCGUUCAGCCAUGAAACAGUCUCUCCUGCUACGCUACUCUCUCUUCCCUCUGCUCUACACACUGUUCCACCGUGCACACACACACGGACACACUGUCGCUCGCCCUCUGCUGUUCGAGUUCCCCAAAGACGUGAGAACGUAUGGGAUAGACAGACAGUUCCUAUGGGGGAAGAGUUUGAUGGUGACACCAGUAUUAGAUCCAGGUGUGGACUUUGUUGUGGGCUACUUCCCUCAGGGUCUCUGGUACGACUACUACACGGGUGAUUCUAUCCGUAGUAAAGGAGAAGAGUUGAGGCUGAAGGCUCCUCUAGAGCAUAUCAACCUUCACCUGAGAGAAGGAGCUGUCAUACCUACACAGCGUCCCAACACAACCCUGUUUGUGAGCAGUGGUCAGCCGCUCCACCUCGUGUCCAGUCUGUCUGAAGACGGCUCGGCCGGAGGAGAGCUGUUCUGGGACGACGGAGAGACCAUCGACACCUUGGAGACUGACCAGUACGCUCACAUAGUGUUCACUGUGGUGAAGAACACGAUGACAUCGGAGGUGCUGCACGACCACGUGGAGGCUUCCUACAUCACCGUGGAAACAGCCUCCUUCUAUGGCGUGAAGGUGGAGCCUACCACGGUCACGGUCAACUCCCAGGAUGCUGCAUUCACCUACAGAGCCAAUCAGGUGUUGACUGUAACAGACCUAGGACUGAAUCUCAGCCAGAACUUCACCAUCAGUUGGAUCUAACAGGUUUUCCCAAAAAUGGGAAUUCUGACCUUUGGAAUGUUGGUUUUCCUUCCCUGACGGUCUCCACUGCUUUACUGCCCAUGUCUGUGACCCAAAUGGCACCCUAUUCCCUAUAUGGUGUACUAUCAGGGCUCAAAAGACACUCACUAUAGGACACGCACCAUAUGUUGCUCCGGGUAGAGUUGAAUCCUAACCUGAACCAUUAGAUACUAACCUAACCACUGAUCUACGACCAGAUUACCCUCCUAAAAUCCUAACCUGAACCAUUAGAUACUAACCUAACCACUGAUCUAGGACCAGUCCUAAAACCAGUGUCUAGGACUGGGUUCCCCAACUGGCGGCCAACUGAUUUUAUUUGACCCCCCCCCCCCAAGUUUUCUGAGGAGCAAUUAAAAAAAAAUAAUCAAAAUAAUAGUUCAUUUUUAUUGUUCGACAUAAAAAAACUGUAACACCAGUUAUUUUUAUUUUGGAAAUCUGUUCCCAAGUAUUCCCAUGCACAAUAGAGAGACACGUGAUUGUAUACAAAUGUAGGCAACGUUUGAAAUGAUUAUGUUUUAGUCAAAUUUAUUAUAUCUGUUUGUUUGGGCUUGUUGCAGUGAAAUUACAGUCUACAAAUGAUUUGUAAUUAUAUUCCGGCCCCAACUAUCCGCUCACGAAAAAAAUCGGCCCUUGGCUACUACUUCCUCCCUGUCUGAAUCUAGUUGAUGAUCCCUGGUCUAGGGGACUACUUCCUCCCUGUCUGAAUCUAGUUGAUGAUCCCUGGUCUUAGGGGACUACUUCCUCCCUGUAUGAAUCUAGUUGAUGAUCCCUGGUCUUAUGGGACUACUUCCUCCCUGUCUGAAUCUAGUUGAUGAUCCCUGGUCUAGGGGACUACUUCCUCCCUGUCUGAAUCUAGUUGAUGAUCCCUGGUCUAGGGGACUACUUCCUCCCUGUCUGAAUCUAGUUGAUGAUCCCUGGUCUUAGGGGACUACUUCCUCCCUGUCUGAAUCUAGUUGAUGAUCCCUGGUCUAGGGGACUACUUCCUCCCUGUCUGAAUCUAGUUGAUGAUCCCUGGUCUUAGGGGACUACUUCCUCCCUGUAUGAAUCUAGUUGAUGAUCCCUGGUCUAGGGGACUACUUCCGCCCUGUCUGCUGUAACUGUGCCAAAAGUAGCCUGUGUCCCAAAUAAUACCCUAUUCCCUAUAUAGUGUACUACUAAUGACCAGGGCCCUUGUAUAUAGGGUAUAGGGUGCCAUUUGAGACAUGUAUAGUCUCUGUGAAGCUUUAUAGUGGUGGUGAUGACAGUAUUUGUUUUUGCUGAUUUAUGAUAUAAACAUCUAUGAAAAAUGACAUUUUAUAUAGUAUUUAAAUUAUAAAUGUCUAUAAUAAUGCACAAACUACCACCACACAGUGUAACCAGCCCAGCCAACAGUACAGCCAGACCCGGUUACCGGGAUUUACCUCCCAAAACCACUCCCUUUUCCCAGGAUUAAUAACAUUGAGACACUGAUAAAUGAUGUUAAAUGAUAUGCCCUGUCUGAAUCUGGCUUCUAAACGGCCUCUGCAUAAUGAAUCAGCGCUCGGGGUGGGGACAGGCGGGGCCCGUCUCGGGGUGGGGACAGGCGGGGCCCGUCUCGGGGUGGGGACAGGCGGGGCCCGUCUCGGGGUGGGGACAGGCGUGUAGAUCUAUCAGCUCAUCAUGGUAACUUUUUUUCAUGUGACAGGUAGGCCUACAUUUGCUGAGGCGCAGCCUAUGCUACAGUAAUAUAAAGACUGAAUAAGUAUCUAAUUUACCCAUCUCUAUUUUUAUUGCGGCUGCAGAGUUUUUUCAAACUGCCUGUAACUCGAAUAUCGUUGCUUUAAAUCAGUGCAUGAAAUAUUAUGAAAGGUAUUUGUCAGCUUGCUAAUUAUACAAAAGGCCCUAUUAUAUUUCAAAGUUAAAAUAAAAUCCACUAGCCUAUACUAGCCGCAUGUUCUCUACCUGCUUUAUCAUGGUUUGAACGAUGUGAGUAAUUCCAGUCCAUAUAAUACAGUAUAAUACAGUACAGUAAUACAGUUCACACUCAAAAAGCCUACUGGAGCUAGUUUCAUUUAUUUAGCCAACAGAGCAUAUAGCUAGCUACAUCUAUGGGCUUUUCUGUUUUUCUGUCGUGCAGUAGCCUAUAUCAUAUAUGUAUUGGAUAACGGCACAAUCUUUUGGGAUUUUUUGGUCUUGGGCUCAUUAAAUGUCUUUAAUGUAGGGCUCAUUAAAUGUCUUUAAUGUAGGGCUCAUUAAAUGUCUUUAAUGUAGGGCUCAUUAAAUGUCUUUAAUGUAGGGCUCAUUAAAUGUCUUUAAUGUAGGGCUCAUCGGGCUCCGGUAGCAUCAGGCUUGAAUAUUUUUUUAUCAAAGCUCUAAUCAAAUCCAGACAGGUCUGUUUAUAUGCUUUAUAAUGCUUUUGAAUGACCGUUCUGGUUUGGACUGGAAUUACUGGUUUAGUCGGUAGGAAAGUGAUUUAUUCUCGGGAUGGAACAUUUGUAAAAUACUGUGAAAAUAUUAAACCGUAAGCCAGACGCCAGCAUUCGUUUGAAAGGCCUCCUGUGUAUUUUACUGGUUAGUAGUAAAAUAUGAAGUCUACUAGUUCUGCCACUGGUCAUUACUACAGUAAAGAGCCAACUUUUAUUUGCUGUUUUCAUUUCUCAGAGGAAAGGUGAAGAUGUGCAAUAAAAAGGAGAGGAACUUUUCUUUACCUCAGAACAAGACUAGAAUGGGGUGAAAUGGAUCUUAGUGUAUUUGGGGAGUUUCAUGAUAAUAAUCAGUGAUUGUUGUUAUUGAUCUUGAUAUGUACAUAUUGUUGUUGACAAGCUUGUUUGCACUGAAUCAGGACAUAUUGAAGGUACAGAGAAGUGCCUUACGAAUGAUCAAACUGUCUUCUACAAAAGCUCUGUUUUAACUCUAUUCUAGAAUUCUAGUUUCAGAACACCUCUAGAACAGCUCAGUUUUAACUAUGUUCUAGAAUUCUAGUUUCAGAACACCUCUAGAACAGCUCAGUAUUAACUCUGUUCUAGAAUUCUAGUUUCAGAACACCUCUAGAACAGCUCUGUUUUAACUCUGUUCUAGUUUCAGAACACCUCUAGAACAGCUCUACAUUGUUCUAAAACUAGAAUUCUAGUUUCAGUUGGUUUUCUAACUGCUUUACUGUGACUCUAAAACAGGGUCUUUCUCUCUAAAACACUGAAUAAUGAUAUUCAAGGCUUUUUAAAGUAUUGUCAAGCUUUCUUAGACAUACAGUUGUCUUUACUAGAUAAUGAAAGAGGAUUGUAGUUGACAUUUGAAGUAUUAUGGUAAUGCAACGUUUGAAAUUGAUUGGUUGAAAUGUUGUUUGACAAAUUUGUUUUUGUUCUAUUCAAGUGGUAAAAUGAAAACUAUGUAAGGGAAGACUUGCCUUAUGUUGGUCAGUUCUGCCAGUGGGUGUAUCUAUCUGGCAUGAAUAUUACAAUGAUUGUUGAUGCUGUAAUGCCUGCCUCUCCAUUUCCAUUUGUGUUAAGUUGAUUGGGACAUGCUCAGACAUGCUCAUUUCAAAUGAUAACUUGAUUAAAUAUGAAUCCUGA
Molecule: messenger RNA, 6656 nt
Organism: Salmo salar (Atlantic salmon)
Lineage: Eukaryota; Metazoa; Chordata; Actinopteri; Salmoniformes; Salmonidae
Source: RefSeq, a predicted model, not a curated record